Molecule: messenger RNA, 612 nt
Organism: Caenorhabditis remanei
Lineage: Eukaryota; Metazoa; Nematoda; Chromadorea; Rhabditida; Rhabditidae
Exons: 3
Coding region: 1-612 (203 amino acids)
Biological process (GO): proteolysis
Cellular component (GO): cytoplasm
Molecular function (GO): calcium-dependent cysteine-type endopeptidase activity
Source: RefSeq, a predicted model, not a curated record
AUGACGGUUUGUACCAAUCAACAAAAUCAAGAAGAUAAACAAUUGAAAGAGUGCGAAGAAUGGGUUCGACUUUUCUUGAAGGAUUUCGGCCCUGAUGACAUAUUUUUUGACGCGGAAUUCGAGUAUAGCGAUGGGAGCUUAAAAUGGGAUAAACACGGAACGAUUUUGAAUUUUGAUUAUAUCAAAAAGAACUCUUUGUAUCCAUUAAGUUUGUUCUCAAAUUUGGAGCGGGACAAGAAUGGAACCCUUAAUUACCAGAAAAUAAAAAAUGAGGCAUAUGCUCCAUUGACUCUUUAUAAGGAUACGUGGCCACUUCAUGCUCAUCAAGGAAAUAUCGGAGACUGCUGGUUGAUUGCUCCACUGAUGACAAUUGCAAGAAGACAAAAGUUGUUGGAAUGGAUCAUACCACCUAAUGAAUAUUGUUUGAAACACGGCAUUUUUCUUGUCAGAUUAUUUUUUAACGGAGAAUGGCAGAUCGUUGUUGUCGAUGGUCAUUUGCCUUGGGAUGUACAAGGUUAUGAAGAAUUCGCAUCUGUAUUCUAUUUUGUGCCCAUAAAGGAAGGGUUAGUCCCUUUAGGAGCACAAGCCAGGCAGGGUAGACCGGAAGAGUGA